Closterium sp. NIES-67 is the source of this 2606-nucleotide messenger RNA. NCBI's taxonomy places the organism in Eukaryota, Viridiplantae, Streptophyta, Zygnematophyceae, Desmidiales, Closteriaceae. The record is from the annotation of a GenBank genome assembly.
GGACUACAGAAACAAGCAGCUAGACGUGGAAAUGAAAGCACGACGAAGUGUAGCUGGAAAACACCCACUAUCGGGGUUCCUCGAGGUUGUCAGGCCUUGUACCUUUUGUUCUCCCCUUGCCAUCUGAUGUUGCUUCCUGAACACACUUGUUAGCAGCCAUGGCCGAAAUAGCUACCGCGAUCCGUCAUGGACUUGGUCCCACAGCUAACGAGGUGGACCCUAUUAUCAUCGACUAUGUUGUUAACGUCUUGAAGGACGAGACGUUCGAUUUCGGUCCGCGAGGCGAUCUCGCGUACGACGCCGUCGGCCCGCUGCUCCUCAACGUCGGUUGCUUCCCCGACGUUUCCUCCGCGCGAGCCUUCUUCCAAACCCUAGCCGCCAGGUUCGGCGACGCCCAUGCCGCAGCGUCGGCGGAGAACGUGCGCAGCCUGCAGGCGCCGAUGCGCAUGGGGGAGGGCAUGGCGGAGCAGGUGCUGCUGGGGGAGGGGAAGACGGGGGUGAUCCAGGCGGUGGCGGCGGAGGGGGAGGACGAGCCCAUGUACUUCGUGACGGAGCGCGACCUGCGCAAGCUGGAGCGCAACAAGCGCAAGGAGGAGCGCCAGCGCAUGGAUGCGUACGAGGCGCACGUGCAGGAGAGCGAGGAGAUACUGGCGUCCAUGCCGCUGGUGACGGUCUCCCAUGGGGGCGACGGGACGGAGGGUGGCGCGCGGGACAUCCACCUCAACAACUUCACCGUCACCGUGGCGGGCAAGGACCUCAUCAGCGAUGCCUCCAUCACCUUGGCAUUUGGCAGGCGAUACGGCCUCAUUGGUCGCAACGGCACGGGCAAAACUACCCUCCUGAAGCACAUGGCAAUGCAUGCCAUUGACGGCAUUCCCAGGUCGUGCCAGGUGCUGCACGUGGAGCAGGAGGUGGUGGGCGACGCCACCACCGUGCUCGAAUGCGUGCUCAGCGCCGACCUCGAACGCACUGCACUAUUGCAAGAAGAGAAGCAGCUCUUAGCGAGGAAAUCAGGGCCGGAGGCGGGUGAGGAGGAGGGGAAGAAGAGGGAGGCGGGAGGGGCGGAGGCGGGGGCAGGGGAAGACGAGGCGGCGGCGAAGAGGCUGGCAGAGGUGUACAAGCGGCUGGAAGAUAUCGAUGCUUACUCGGCUGAGUCGAGGGCGGCUUCCAUUCUUGCCGGCCUGAGCUUCACGACGGACAUGCAGAGCCGGGCCACCAAGACGUUCUCUGGCGGAUGGAGGAUGCGAGUGUCGCUCGCCCGCGCCCUCUUCAUCCAGCCCGACCUGCUGCUGCUGGACGAGCCCACGAACCACUUGGAUUUGCACGCGGUGCUGUGGCUGGAGGACCAUCUACUGACGUGGCCCAAGACGCUGGUGGUGGUGUCCCACGCGCGGGAGUUCCUCAACACCGUUGUGACGGACAUUGUGCACCUGCACAACCAGAAGCUUACCACGUACAAGGGCAACUACGACACGUUUGAGAAGACGCGCAACGAGCGCAUCCGCAACCAGAACAAGGCCGCAGAGGCCAACGACGCCAAGCGCGCCCACAUCCAGGCGUUCAUUGACAAGUUCCGCUACAAUGCCAAGCGCGCGUCGCUCGUGCAGUCACGAAUCAAGGCUCUGGAGAGAAUCGGCACCGUGGAUUCAGUGGUUGCUGACCCCGAGUACCGCUUUGAGUUCCCCACGCCGGAGGACCGGCCGCAGGCACCCAUCAUCAGCUUCACGGAUGUGUCCUUCGGCUACCCCGGCGGGCCUCUUCUCUUCAAGAACCUCAACUUUGGCAUCGACCUCGAUAGCAGACUCGCCAUCGUUGGGCCCAACGGCAUUGGCAAAACGACCUUGCUCAAGCUGAUAUCGGGGGAGUUAAAGCCCACCUCAGGCACUGCCUUCCGCUCCCCCAAGGUGCGCAUGGCAGUGUUCGCCCAGCACCACGUGGACGGCCUUGAGCUCUCCAAGUCACCCCUGCUCUACAUGGCGCACUCCUUCCCGGGAGUACCGGAGCAGAAGCUGAGGUCGCAUCUCGGUUCCUUUGGCCUUGGAGGCAACCUGGCGCUACAGCCCAUGUAUACUCUGUCAGGAGGGCAGAAGAGCCGAGUGUCCUUCGCUAAGAUCACAUUCCACAAGCCGCACAUCCUGCUGCUCGACGAGCCCUCCAACCAUCUGGACAUCGACGCGGUGGAGGCGCUCAUUCAGGGGCUCGCUCUCUUCCAGGGCGGCGUUCUCAUGGUGAGUCACGACGAGCAUCUGAUCAGCGGCAGUGUGGACCAGCUGUGGGCGGUGGACAAGGGCGUUGCCAAGCCCUUCUCCGGCACCUUCAAGGAGUACAAGCGCUCCAUCAAGCACUGAGCGCUCCAUCAAGCACUGAGCGCUCCAUCAAGCACUGAUCAGAUCACUCGGUGCAAGUGCGGUUUCAAAGCACUGGCCACAUGGGUGCAAAAAGCGUGAUACACCCAGGGUGUGCUGCUGUAUGUUGGUUGCGCAUGCUGCGUAAUGCUGGAUUGUUGUGGCCUAUUGUUUGACUAACCUGGAUCGGUGGUGUAACUGGAAGCCUCGCUAAAAUGAGAAAUGCUUCAGAUUCCCAGCGAAUCAAUCUCUCUAGAAGUA